AUGGCUGCCAUACCAGGUUGGUGUCUUUACUUUUACCAUUUAUGUUUAUUAUAAAGUCCUAUUGGUUUGUGAUUGCUCCUCUCACUGCCACCACUGGAAGUGGUGAGCCUCUAGGUCAGUGAUUCCCAAUCUUUUUAUGGCCAUGCCCCACCUCAGCAUCUCUAAAAUCCUGAUUCCCCACCCCACCCCGGUGACAUAUAAUUCUUAUUAUUUAAGAAGUGAACUCCUAUUCACAUGGAGGAAGCUUAAAAGGCCAUUCACUGUUAAUAACUCGUUCUCAAAUUGCCCCCGUGUGGGGCGUGUGCCCCACUUUGGGAACCACAGCUCCAGAUGCUUUGCAUGUAGAACUUCUUAGGUUAAAUCACUGAGAAAUUAAGUUAAAGGUUCAGUCUAGGCAAGACCGUCACCUUACAUUUCAGGAUCUUCUGCCAGGCAGACAAGGAAAACACUUGGUUACAUAGGCCACCAGAUUCAUUAUAAAGUGGCUUCAUUUUUGUCGUGUAUUUGCAAGGUCAGUGUAGCAGGAAACAGGAGGGAAAGUCUCAGGAACUUAGUUAUCAGUUCUUGGGGAGCCCGGGGGCAAGUCACUCUCACUGGUCUCCCUCAGUGUCAUUGUUGCUAGUUGCCACUGCCAGACAGAGCCUGUGAGGAAGCAGGAGGCAGCAGCUACUAUUGUUUCUUUUCAGCACCAUCGUUGUUUGCUAGCUCAUCCUAUCUGGGUCAGAGAUGGGGAGUCCAGGGGCGGGGGCAGGCACCUGGCUGAACCCACCUUUAAAAAUAAUAUUGCAGCACUAUGCUAGUUCCUUGCAAGUAUUUCCUUCAUGCAGCCUUGUAUGGGGAUACACAGCCUUGUGGAGAAAUCUUAGCAUAAAGAAGGAAGAACCUGGAAACAACCAGCAGCCAUUUUCUUAGUCACAGCAGUGCUGUGUACCAGCUGUUAUGAUCAGGUUUCUGUAUGCUUCCCACUUCUCACAAAAGAGUCUCCAUACAGUUAUUUUUGCCAUUUAUAUGGGCGUGCAGGGGAGGAAAGAAUAUUUGUGAGCCAGACCUGAGAGGAAACCUCACUCUGUUGCUUCAUACAUUGAAAGAAAACAAUAAGCAUGGGUCCUUUAAGGAAAUAAAGUGGGGUUAUUAAUGAUACUAUGUCAACUACUGUGUCAACUCUCUAUCCAGAUGACUAGCCAGUAAAAGUUUCCAUGUUUUUUCCCCUCCCUCGAACUUCCACCCACAGAUUGGCUUAUUGUAGUUGCUUCUCUCUUGGCACUGGCAUUGAUACUUGGUGUUUGCAUUGCUGUGAACAGUCGAAGGAGGUAAGGAAUGGCUUUUGUAAAUUUCCACUGGUUAGUGCCAGAACUUUCUUUUAGUCUUGUUGCUGGGAAAUUCCAAGAUCCAAGAUCUGACAUCUUUAAAUAAUACAAAGGAGAAAGCAGCUCCUUCUUUCAAGAGAUGUCCAUUGAAAAGCACACGUCAAGGCACACAAUAGUGCAUUUAUACAAAAGUGUGGCUGGUAAAUAUUUAAAUAAGUAAGCAAUGAAGGAACUUCUUUAUGCUUCUGAAUAUCUUUUAACCUUGCAACUGUAAUAGUUAGCUGGUAAUCAGUAAGUUUAAUUUUUUCUUGUUUUUAUAGUGGGUGUGUGGAUGGAUAGAUAGAUGAGAGGGAGAGAGAGGUUGUCAACUAUGUAUUUUUAAUGUGUUUUUUUCCCUUUGACAUGAAAUUGCACUAUACAAGUAUUUUCCUAAAGGAUGCUCAGUCCUGCAUGUGGGCAUCCCAUAGGCAUCUAGGUGGCCACUGUGAGAGCAGGCAGGCACAGGAGGGAUGGCGCUCUCCUUUCGUCCUAUGCAACCAGCAUAGAAACUAAGUAGGCUGCCAAAGCAAGGAAGCCCUGUCUUCUGGGCCCAGCAUAGAAAUGCAGUAGGUUAGAGGAGAGAUGGAGCUCCUUGUCCUCCUCCUUCCAGCUCUCAGCACGAUAGUAAAAAUUGCAGGCUUGUAACUUUUGUGGGCUUCUUUGCCACGCAGCAAAGCACCCACCUGCCUGUCACUGUAGAUGAUCCUAUACUGUUAACCCAUUUUGAGUCAUGAGCGGACAGCUCUCCACUGACUGUGGACUGAGAAUUACUACCUUGGCUGCAAUCUGCAUUCCAGUCCUAUCAAAGUCACGCUACUUCAUUGUUGUUGUUUUUAUCUUAUCUACCACACAGAAGGUACUUUUCAGAAGUAUUUCCUGCUAGUUUGUAAGUUGAUGCAUGGAUCUAAGUGUGGACAUAAACGUUUACUAAUUAAUGAUAGUCUCUGACCUUUCAUAGCUGCUGUUUUCUUCCUUUGUCUUGAAAAAAGCAGACAAGCACAGACCAACCAUGAUCAAAUGCAGAUAACCUUUCCUUUAAAAUGGUUCAGUCUGGAAGCUAUAAAUCAAAAUGGCAUCCUAACUGAAAACAUAGUUUUUCUUCAAAUAUCACGAGAUUAAAUACUACAUGCAUACUUGCAGGUUUCCCAUAGGCAUCUUGUUGGCCAAAGUGAGGGCAGGAUGUUGGACUUUUCUUAUGUUUUAAAGCUUUGAUUAACCCAGAUAGAAUCGGUGAGUUUUACUUCACUUUUUAAUGUGAUUGUGUGCUUUGACAUCCCAUGUUUUUCCCUUUCCAUUAGAUGUGGGCAGAAGCAAAAACUUAUUAUCAACAAUGGCAAAGGAGGCAUAAAUGAGAAAAACAAGGGUGGAUUGAAUGGAGAAGCCAGUAGAUCUCGGGAAAUGGUUCAUUUGGUGCAUGAUGAGAAGCCAGAAAACCAAACAGAUGAAUUCCAGGCAAUUGAUGAAACGCAGAACCAACAAGAAGUGGCCUUGAAGAGUGGCGUGUAA
Podarcis lilfordi (Lilford's wall lizard) is the source of this 2852-nucleotide messenger RNA. The record is from the annotation of a GenBank genome assembly. NCBI's taxonomy places the organism in Eukaryota, Metazoa, Chordata, Lepidosauria, Squamata, Lacertidae.